AUGAGCGCUCAGACAGCAGACGCCGUUAUUGGGGCUCGGUGGUCCCCAACGCCGUGGCGGAGCUAUAAGGGCUGGAUGUUCUCCUUGUGGCUGACUCUGGUCGGACUGGCGGUGGGUUCGGGGGACCCGUGGUUGUCCGCCGAGGCAUGCCCGUCCUCCUGCAUCUGCAGCAACUCCAGAAUCUCCUGCGUGGACCCGGAGAAGGGCAUUAGCGCCUUCCCCAUCCUGCAGAGCGAAGCGGAGAUGGAGAACAUCACAGACAUUUACAUCGCCAACCAGAGUGGCUUCUCGUCCAUCAGUGACAAAGACCUGCACUACUACAAGAAUCUCAGGAACUUAACGGUGACCAACAGUAGACUGACAUACGUCUCCAAGCUGGCCUUUCAGAACAACAUCAAAUUACAGUAUUUGAAUCUGAAAGAUAACAACUUGUCAUCACUAUCCUGGACCAUAUUCCGGCACCUCAACCUCUCUUACAUGAUCCUGACAGGAAACCCUCUCCACUGCUCCUGUGAGAACAUGUGGAUCAAACUGUGGCUGUUAGAGGAGGCGGACACGCAGGAGCUGCGCUGUGUCGAGGACGGUGGAGGACGCAUCCUGCUGUCCAGACUCAAACUCCCUAAUUGCGAGCUUCCCAUGGCCACACUGACACCGUCCAAAGUGACUGUUAUGGAGGGCGACAACAUGCAGCUCUCCUGCAACACCUCUGGUGUGCCGUCACCUGACCUCAUCUGGAACAUGGCGUCGGUCACCAGCGACGAGAUUGAGAGAUCGGGCCAGAUCUCCGUACUGCGGUUGUCCAACCUGUCAUGGUUGGACCAUAACAGCAAGAUCAGCUGCACCGCACAAAACAUUGUCGGAGAGAACGAGUCCUCAUUGCUUUUGAACAUAUCAUUUCCUCCGAAAAUCACCAAGCUGAGCGACGCCAUCUCAGACCACAAUUGGUGCAUUCCCUUUAGUGUGGCAGGAAACCCAGAACCUCAGAUCAAGUGGUAUUUGAAUGACAAAGAAGUGACCGAGGACAAAUUCAUCAAGACCAUGAUCUAUGAGUUUGCUGAGCGUGAGUAUCACGGCUGCCUCCAGCUUGAUAUUCCCACGCACCUCAACAAUGGCCUCUAUACGCUGGUGGCCACGAACCAGUACGGAACAGACAGGAAGCAGGUCAAGGCCCACUUUAUGCACAAACCCUGGGAGGAUGAGGAAUCACACUUGACAGGAACUGACAAAGAACCAUACUACUACGACUUCCCUAUAGAUGAACCCACUGCGGACCCGCCAGAGGACAGAGUCGCUGUGUACGUAGUGGUGGGCAUUGCUGCAGUCGCCUUCUUUGGUUUCCUGAUUAUGUUAGCCAUCCUCAAGUUUGGGGGGAACUCCAAGUUCGGCAUCAAAGGACCGUCGUCGGUCAUCAGCAAUGAUGACGACUCUGCCUCGCCCCUCCACCAUGUUUCCAACGGCAGCAACACCCCGUCCUCCUCUGAGAUGGGCCCUGAUGCCGUCAUCAUCGGCAUGACCAAGAUCCCUGUCAUUGAGAACCCACAGUACUUCAGGAGCUCUAACAGCCUGCUCAAAACAGACACCUUCGUCCAGCACAUCAAGAGACACAACAUCGUGCUGAAGAGGGAGCUGGGAGAGGGAGCCUUUGGCAAAGUCUUCCUCGCCGAAUGUUACAACCUGUCGCCUGACCAGGAGAAGAUACUGGUGGCUGUCAAGACUCUUAAAGAGGCCAGCGAAAAUGCCCGGAAGGACUUCCAUCGGGAAGCUGAGCUGCUGACCAACCUUCAGCAUGAGCACAUUGUCACCUUUUAUGGUGUGUGUGUGGAGAGCGACCCCCUGAUCAUGGUAUUCGAGUACAUGAAACACGGAGACCUCAACAAGUUCCUCAGGGCUCAUGGACCGGAUGCAGUUCUCAUGGCAGAAGGCCAGACCACCAGACCAGUGGAGCUGACACAGUCGCAAAUGUUGCACAUCGCCCAGCAAAUAGCGUCCGGAAUGGUCUAUUUGGCCUCACAGCACUUUGUGCACCGCGACCUUGCCACCAGGAACUGCCUGGUGGGCGAGAACCUGCUGGUGAAGAUUGGAGACUUUGGCAUGUCCAGAGAUGUUUACAGCACUGACUACUACAGGGUAGGUGUGGGAGGUCACACCAUGUUGCCAAUCCGCUGGAUGCCCCCCGAGAGUAUCAUGUACAGGAAGUUCACCACAGAAAGUGAUGUAUGGAGUCUGGGUGUGGUUCUCUGGGAGAUCUUCACCUAUGGCAAACAACCAUGGUAUCAGCUCUCCAAUAAUGAGGUGAUCGAGUGCAUUACCCAGGGCAGGGUGCUGCAGCGCCCCAGGACCUGCCCCAAAGAGGUGUACGACCUAAUGCUGGGCUGCUGGCAGAGAGAGCCCCACAUGAGACUCAACAUCAAGGAGAUCCACGGCCUGCUCCUCAACCUGGCAAAAGCAUCACCGGUCUACCUGGAUAUACUGGGAUGA
Nerophis lumbriciformis (worm pipefish) is the source of this 2478-nucleotide messenger RNA. The record is from RefSeq and is a predicted model, not a curated record. Lineage: Eukaryota; Metazoa; Chordata; Actinopteri; Syngnathiformes; Syngnathidae.